Molecule: messenger RNA, 855 nt
Organism: Magnusiomyces paraingens
Lineage: Eukaryota; Fungi; Ascomycota; Dipodascomycetes; Dipodascales; Dipodascaceae
Exons: 1
Coding region: 1-855 (284 amino acids)
Source: RefSeq, a predicted model, not a curated record
AUGCCGUUGCUUAUGAUUACAGGGCACCCGUGCUCGGGGAAAACCACGGUUGCAACGAAACUGAAGGAUGCUCUUGAAGAAAAGAUAAAAGCUUCUGGGCUUGACAUGAAAGUGGAGCUUGUGAAUGACGAGCGGCUCAAUAUUGCAAAGGAAACAUACCGAGAAGCCAAAACGGAGAAGGCUACACGCGGAGCACAAAUGUCAGCGGUCAAGAAGCUUCUUGCACGCGACACGAUUGUGAUUCUGGACAACUUGACAUACAUCAAGGGGUUUCGGUAUCAGUUGUUUUGCGAGGCCAAAGCAAUCCGGACCAACUCAUGUGUUGUGCAAGUUGGAGCACCUGUGGAUUUAUGUAAGGAAUGGAACGCCCAAAUGCUAGCAAAGGGAGAAAACGGUUGGGCGCCGGACUUAUUUGAUGCUCUUGUUUUUCGAUACGAGGAGCCGAACGGAAUGAGUCGCUGGGACUCGCCGUUAUAUGCUGUUUCAUACGACGAUACAACACUGCCUGUGGAUGAAAUUUGGGAUACACUUGUGCUUCAAAGACCCAAACCACCAAACCAAGCUACGCUGCUCAAGGCAGCAACACCAACAAAUUAUUUGUUUGAAUUGGAUCGCAUUACACAGGAAAUUGUGACAGCUGUGUUAGAACUUCAAAAAGUAAACCCAGGUGGAGCAGUCAAGGUUAAGGAAUACCCAGUCAAGGUUGAGCUGCCUUACAAACCUCUUUCUAUUGCACAGCUACAGCGGAUACGAAGGACGUAUAUUGCACUUAAUAAGAUGAAGAACGUGGAGACUUCAAGGGUUCCAAUUAUGUUUAUAGAGUAUUUGAACAAGAACUUUGAAAGAGAUGAUUAG